Molecule: messenger RNA, 1458 nt
Organism: Closterium sp. Naga37s-1
Lineage: Eukaryota; Viridiplantae; Streptophyta; Zygnematophyceae; Desmidiales; Closteriaceae
Source: the annotation of a GenBank genome assembly
AUGUCCGCACCCGCUUUCCAUCACCCCGCCCCAUUCUCCCGCUUUCCAUCACCCCGCCCCAUUCUCCCGCUUUCCAUCACCCCGCCCCAUUCUCCCGCUUUCCAUCACCCCGCCCCAUUCUCCCGCUUUCCAUCACCCGCCCCAUUCUCCCGCUUUCCAUCACCCCGCCCCAUUCUCCCAGUUUCCAUCACCCUGCCCCAUUCUCCCGCUUUCCAUCACCCCGCCCCAUUCUCCCGCUUUCCAUCACCCCGCCCCAUUCUCCCGGUUUCCAUCACCCCGCCCCAUUCUCCCGCUUUCCAUCACCCCGCCCCAUUCUCCCGCUUUCCAUCACCCCGCCCCAUUCUCCCGCUUUCCAUCACCCCGCCCCAUUCUCCAGCUUUCCAUCACCCCGCCCCAUUCUCCCUCCUUCCAUCACCCCACCCCAUUCUCCCUCCUUCCGUCACCCCACCCCAUUCUCGCGCUUGCCAUCAUCCCGCCCCAUUCUCCUGCUUUCCAUCACCCCGCCCCAUUCUCCCGCUUUCCAUCACCCCGCCCCAUUCUCCCGCUUUCCAUCACCCCGCCCCAUUCUCCCUCCUUCCAUCACCCCGCCCCAUUCUCCCGCUUUCCAUCACCCCGCCCCAUUCUCCCGCUUUCCAUCACCCCGCCCCAUUCUCCCGCUUUCCAACACCCCGGCACAUUUUCCCGCUUUCCAUCACCCCGCCCCAUUCUCCCGCUUUCCAUCACCCCGCCUCAUUCUCCCGCUUUCCAUCACCCCGCCCCAUUCUCCCGCUUUCCAUCACCCCGCCCCAUUCUCCCGCUUUCCAACACCCCGGCACAUUCUCCCGCUUUCCAUCACCCGCCCCAUUCUCCCGCUUUCCAUCACCCCGCCUCAUUCUCCCGCUUUCCAUCACCCCGCCUCAUUCUCCCGCUUUCCAUCACCCCGCCCCAUUCUCCCGCUUUCCAUCACCCCGCCCCAUUCUCCCGCUUUCCAACACCCCGGCACAUUCUCCCGCUUUCCAUCACCCGCCCCAUUCUCCCGCUUUCCAUCACCCCGCCUCAUUCUCCCGCUUUCCAUCACCCCGCCCCAUUCUCCCGCUUUCCAUCACCCCGCCCCAUUCUCCCUCCUUCCAUCACCCCGCCCCAUUCUCCCGCUUUCCAUCACCCCGCCACAUUCUCCCGCUUUCCAUCACCCCGCCCCAUUCUCUCGCUUUCCAUCACCCCGCCCCAUUCUCCCGCUUUCCAUCACCCCGCCCCAUUCUCCCUCCUUCCAUCACCCCGCCCCAUUCUCCCUCCUUCCAUCACCCCCCAUUCUCCCGCUUUCCAUCACCCCGCCCCAUUCUCCCGCUUUCCAUCACACCGGCACAUUUUCCCGCUUUCCAUCACCCCGCCCCAUUCGCCCGCUUUCCAUCACCCCGGACCAAGUCCAAACGUCGUUCAACGCUUUUCCCUACGCCUGUAGGGAUCCAUGCGCUUCCUUAG